Diabrotica balteata is the source of this 3825-nucleotide messenger RNA. The record is from the annotation of a GenBank genome assembly. Lineage: Eukaryota; Metazoa; Arthropoda; Insecta; Coleoptera; Chrysomelidae.
CAAAUUGUUUAUUAUUCUGUGAUUUGGUCUUGAAUUCGGUGGUCUUGACAGAUAAUGACACAAUUAGCAGGGGUCACCUUGAAAAAUAGAAGUGAUAGGAUAGGGUAGAUUUUUAAAAUUCUUCCUGGCCUUUUAUAAAAUAUAUUACAAAUAGUACGUAAUUUUGAAACCAAGUAAGCUUAGUGUGUAAUUAUUUCAAAAAUGCCAACAUUUGCGGCUAAAAUGACAGACAACUCUUCAAAAUCCAAGUUUAUAGAACGCGGGGCCUAUAAGGGCAAAGGUCUUGCCGUAUUUACAAGCGGGGGUGAUUCUCAGGGCAUGAAUGCAGCUGUAAGGGCUGUUGUUCGUAUGGGCAUAUAUCUUGGAUGCAAAGUGUAUUUCAUCAAAGAGGGUUAUCAAGGAAUGGUAGAUGGUGAAGAUAAUAUUGUUGAAGCUAACUGGUCUUCUGUAAGUUGUAUUAUACACAAAGGAGGAACUAUAAUUGGGUCUGCUAGAUGUCAAGACUUUAGAGAGCGACCAGGUCGUUUGAAAGCUGCCAAAAAUCUGGUAGAUCGCGGCAUCAACCAUCUCGUUGUAAUCGGAGGUGACGGUAGUUUAACUGGAGCCGAUUUAUUCCGUCAAGAAUGGAGCAGCUUAUUGGACGAGCUACUUUCCAGCGGCCAGAUCACUCCGGAACUUCGGGAAAAAAACAAAAACUUACAGAUCGUCGGUUUAGUUGGAUCUAUAGAUAAUGAUUUCUGUGGAACUGACAUGACCAUUGGUACUGAUAGUGCUUUGCACAGGAUCAUUGAGGCCAUUGAUGCUAUUGUUAGCACUGCUUAUUCUCAUCAACGUACAUUUAUUAUGGAAGUCAUGGGCAGACACUGUGGAUAUUUGGCUAUUGUUGCGGCUUUGACCACUGAAGCUGACUACGUUUUUAUUCCCGAAUCUCCACCUCCGGGCGAUUGGAAGAAACGGCUCUGUGAUAAAUUAGAGCAGGAAAGAGCAGCUGGUCAACGCUUGAACAUUAUCAUAGUAGCGGAAGGUGCGAUAGAUAGAAACGGUGUAGCGAUCACUGCUGAACAAGUAAAGAAAGUGGUAGUAGACAAUUUACACCAGGACACCAGAAUAACAGUUCUCGGUCAUGUGCAACGUGGUGGAAAUCCAUCAGCUUUUGAUAGAGUAUUGGGAUCCAGAAUGGGCGCAGAAGCUGUAAUGGCUCUGAUGGAAUCGACCGAAGAAACUGAAGCUUGUGUUAUUUCUCUAGAUGGAAACCAAGCUGUCAGAAUACCUUUGAUGGAAGGUGUCAAGCAGACUAAAGCUGUGGCUAAAGCGAUGGAAGAGAAGCAAUGGGAUAAAGCCGUAGAACUUAGAGGCAAGUCUUUUCAAAGAAAUCUAGAAACCUACAAACUAUUAACUCGUCUAAAGCCACCAAAGGAAUUUUUUGGGGAUGGAGCCAAAGUUAAAGAAGGUUACGUUAUGGCUGUAAUCCACAUAGGAGCACCAGCUUGCGGCAUGAAUGCUGCAGUCCGCUCUUUCGUCCGAAAUUGUAUAUAUCGAGGAGAUACUGUUAUAGGAAUCCAUGAUGGUUUAGAAGGACUCUUAGCUGGAAACGUUAAGAAAAUGGCGUGGGCCGACGUCACCGGAUGGGUUGGACAAGGGGGUGCCUACUUGGGGACGAAAAGAUCUUUACCUACGAACAAAUUAGAUCAAGUAGCGAAGAGAUUAACCGAGUACGGAAUCCAGGCGUUGUUAAUUAUUGGUGGUUUUGAGGGUUAUCAAUCUGGAUUGAUGUUUGCCGAAAAUAGAGACAAGUACGAAGCCUUCCGCAUUCCUAUAAUGGUAAUUCCUAGUACCAUUAGUAACAAUGUACCAGGUACUGAAUUUUCUUUAGGUUGUGAUACUGCUUUGAAUGAGAUCACCGAAAUAUGUGAUCGUAUUAGGCAAUCCGCCCAGGGAACAAAGAGAAGAGUAUUUGUGAUCGAAACUAUGGGUGGAUACUGUGGAUAUCUGGCAACUUUAGCAGGUUUGGCUGGUGGUGCUGAUGCGGCUUAUAUUCACGAAGAAAAGUUUACCAUCAAAGAACUUCAAGAAGACGUAUAUCAUAUGGCUGCUAAGAUGUCUGAAGGUGUCCAAAGAGGAUUAAUCUUGCGUAACGAAAAAGCAUCAGAUAAUUAUAACACCGAAUUUAUAUAUCGUCUAUAUUCUGAAGAAGGAAAAGGGUUGUUCAGUGCCAGGAUGAAUAUAUUAGGUCAUAUGCAACAAGGUGGGUCCCCAACUCCAUUUGACAGAAAUCUGGGAACAAAAAUGGCGGCUAAAGCAGUCGACUGGAUUGUCUGUCAAUUGAAAUCCAACAUGGUAAAUGGAAAACCGAAUUGCACCGAUCCAAACACAGCCUGUUUGUUAGGAGUUUUAAAAAGACAGUAUAAAUGUACUCCACUAUCAGUGUUAAAGGACGAGACUAACUUUGAUAAACGGAUACCCAAGGAGCAGUGGUGGUUGAAAUUACGUCCUCUACUUCGUAUUUUGGCGAAGCACGAUUCAGCAUAUCAGGAAGAAGGCAUGUAUCUGACAGUCGAAGAACAUGCUCAAGCUGACAACCUCUAUGGUUGAUCAAGCCAAAGAUUAAGGGAAUAUUUUAGUUAAAAUUCUUCUCAUAAAGAAUUUACACAUUUUUAUCAAAUAAGUAAAAAAAUCACAAAAAAUAAUAUCAUUGUGAUUCCUCAAAAUAUUUGUAGAUUCUUUAAGAUGAAAAGGUAUUCGUUGAUUUUGAAAUCAUUUGAAAUGUUUACAUUGAGUUGUUACAUAUUGCGCUGUGGUAAUUCCUUACCGAUGUAAUCUAAAUGUUUUUAACAGGGCAAGAAAAAUAGCUUUAUUUAUUUUCUUCAUAAUUAAUAUUUGAUUUAUAGAUAUAUAGAGAUUACAGGCUAUGAAUUUAAAAAUACACCAUAGGAUCAUAUUCUAUUGAAAGAAAAUUAAUAUCAUGUUGUAUUGUUAUCUUAUUACUUUCUUUAUUGUUCUAAAUUAAUUUGAAAAUUAGGUCACCAAUGUCUCUAGAAUUGUUUAAAAUAUUUUUAUAAGGUAUUUUUGCUAUAUCAAAACUCAGGGUAUUUUUUUAGGUUAACUCUCAAUAAUCAAUCAGUACAUGUUUUGGUACGCAAAGCCAAAAAAUGUUUGAUGUCGUUUUCACCUUAAAUUUGUAGAUUUUAUUGAUUAUAUUAUGUUAUUGAAUGUUCGUAUUUUAACAAAUGAGGUAUUUUUUCUACUUCUAAAUAGGUUUUAAAGUUUUUAAUCUAAACAUUGCAACUCACUUUUGAUUGUUUGGUGCUUGGUUUGGCCAAUUAAUAUUUGUUUAACUAGUGCGUCAUACUUUAUCUGAUUUAAUCUAAAUAUUUUAAAAAAGUGUAACAUAUUCUCUCUGUAAUAUUAAUUAUUUUAUUCAGUUUUACAACCUUGUUAUAUUUAAGAGAGAUCAGUAGGUCACAUUUCAUUUUUGGAAUGCGUAAUCAAAACUCUUCUGCACAGAAUUUAACGUAAUUUUUUUUUUCUAUCUUGUAUUCUGUAAAAAAAAUCUCCAUGGUGUUCUUUAUAAAUAGCCUUUUUGUUUUUUUCUUUUUCUAUUAAAGUAUAGAGUAUAUACCUAUCGAUUCGUUGAAAUAACUGAUUAUUGUUUCGAUAUAUUUAUCUGAAUGUAUUUUUCAUGUGAUGUAUACAGUCCGUGAUUUCACAAAUUAAGUAUUAUUCUCCAUAUAUUUGUUAAUAAGCCGAGCAUUACUUUUAGGUACUCGAAGAAUUGUUAUAGUUUUAAAGAUAUAUUGUGACAUAAUAAAAAUAUUUGAAAAUGCA